Scylla paramamosain (green mud crab) is the source of this 6128-nucleotide messenger RNA. RefSeq lists its product as uncharacterized. The record is from RefSeq and is a predicted model, not a curated record. The transcript is spliced from 6 exons. Lineage: Eukaryota; Metazoa; Arthropoda; Malacostraca; Decapoda; Portunidae. The coding region runs from base 1623 to 2729 and encodes 368 amino acids.
UGGGGCGGGACGGGGAGUGGCGUGGGGCGUGGCGGCAGGUGUGGGGCGGCCAGCCAGGUGGGGAGGCAUGUCAUGGAAAACGGAGUGGAAUUAUGAGUCGUGCUUUGGUGGUGGGUACACGACUUGCGGUAUUAUUGGGAUGUUGUUGUGGGUGUUGAUGGGGAGGUAGGUGGGGUUACCUGCUGGUCCAGACGAUCUAACGAGGCACGUGCCCCUGAUGGCCGAAGCUCAGAGUUUAGUGGGCAAGAGGGGCUCCUGUGAGAGGGCGGAGUCACGGUGGCGGGUGCGGCCAGACGCACGAUUCAACCCAUCACGCCACGCCGGACACUGCCCAGCGAGAUCAAAUAUGAUUUUUAUUGAAUCAUGGUAUUCACUCAUAUAUUUACUGUCCAAUAUAAGGGUUAGAGAAGCAAAUGGACGAGAGAGGAGAAGCAGCGAGUGGUGGCACUAAGACGAGAGCCAUGAGCCCGGCGGUGCCCGGCAGGGGUUAUACACACCAGCGGUGGGUUCUCCGCUAACUUUGUAGAUUUGCAGACACACUGGGCGCGCGCUGCACUCCAUCGCAUCAGUCAGUCUUAGAUAUCUCUGGCGGUCGGUGCAGUGUAACCUCUCGCCGCCUCUCGACCCCAUCGGCCCCUCUAAGGCUCCUGCAGCUCCCCCCUGGGCCCACCACGCCCCGCCAGCCCAUAACUUGUCUUGCAGACCCAAGGAAGAACAUUAGUCUAUUACCUGUUACAUCCUCGGGGGAAGGUGUGACAGUGAAAGCCUGUUGAUGUGCCGUUAAGACGAUCGACAGAAUCAGCGUGGAUAAGAACCAUGACGGAGACACAGGGCUGCUGCUGCAGCUGUUGUCUUGUACCAGCCUAGCCUCCCCUAAGCCACGACCAGACCACCGGCAGCUGUCCUUUGCCUGCCCAGGUUCCUGGUGCCCUCUUGCUCGUGAGGCACCCAACCGGGGCACGCAGGCACGCCGGUGCACCACGCUGCCUGGAGGCUGCAGCAGGAGCUAAGGUGCAGCUUCACCAGAGUGCCGGUUGUUGAAAGCGAGGCCUUGUGAACCGCCGGCGAGUGGGGUCGUCCAGCUGCUGCUCUUCACCUCCAUUGCCGACGCGCCGCAGAGGCAACACUUCAGCAAGGUGACUGUGUUUGCUGAGGAAAAAAAUCUGUAGUGGAAUAUCUCGAAUCUGUGUGUUUGGCGUGUGGGCGGCUGAGUGGAGAAGAGUCGUGUUGAUGUGUGUUACGAGUGUACAGUGUUGUGUCCACCGAGUGUAUUAGUGUGCCGCCACAGGGAGGCUAAAGCCUGCCACACCGCCAUGCCCCACUGACGCGCCCACAACAUGAGGUAUGUGUCACCAGUGAUUGCGUCUCAUCACCCACACCUGUGUCCCGCCACCUGCGCCCCACACAGGUACGUGAAACUGUUACCGGUCGUCCCCUCACGUGACUGGCGACGCGAACACAAAGGACACCAACGCAUUUGCUGUCUGAGGUGGGCCACGUCUCGCCUGGGAACUGGAGACACACACCCCUGGGAGGUCCGUUGCCGCUUAGGACCCCUCGACGCCGACACCUCUGCCAUCCCGGGAGCCAAAAUGAUGGCCAAGUAGACACUGCACAUCAACAUGCAACUUAGAGGCACCAUGAUUCUAGUGCUGGUGGUUUGGCUGCUGAUGGGUUGGGUUCGCUCGCAGGAAGGCGGCGCAGACACCACCUCACGCCAGCGCCGAGCCCACCAAAAACGAAUAACAAUGAAGAAGCUCGCCGAUCGGGGCCUGAGUCUGGCCGAGCAGGAGAGGAUGACCAAGGAAAUCCUGGCUCGCCUUGACUACUACGCCAGCAGCACCGUCGCCACCAUCCCCACAACGACCACGACCACGACCACGAACCCCUUACACCUACUCCACCAUCGACAUCGCCACCACCACCAACUCCGCCCAUACAAUCUCCACCUGUCCCCUCGCGCGGCAAGGCUGGCCGAGGAGAUGGUUGACGAGCAGCCACCACAGGGCAGCCACCUGAGGUACUCCCAGGAAUUCUUGCAAUACGAGGAUUCCCCACCAGAGAAUGACUUACUGGCGGAGGAGGUGGAAGUGAUGGAAGAGGAGGAGGAGGAGGAGGAGGAAGAGGUAGAUGUGAUGCAGCAAUACAGAUUAGCAGAAGAGUUAGACGAUCUCACGAGAAAUAAACGAGAGAAAGUGGGAGCGAAGGAGAGGAGACGAUCGUGCAAAAACCGACGAAACGAACGAAGACAAGAAUGUCGAAAAAGAAGACAGCGAUGCAAGCAGCUGAGAUUAGUGAAGAGGAGACGGAAGAUGCGCUACCGAGAAGUAGAGAAGAUGCUCAACGACACCAUCCCGGUGUUCGUGGACCACAGCGGCAUCGAGUACAUCGACUGCUGCCCCUCGGAGCUGAAAAGUUUCAACAAGACGGUCGGAAAGAGCCGCUCGCACGAGACCAUGGAGAUCAAGCCUGGUUACGAAGCAUUCACUGAACGCCUGUGCUUGGAAGGUUUCAGGGACAAGGAGUGCAUCAUCCCCGGCAACGCCCUCCAGCCAGAGGUGUCGACUCGCUGCGUUCAGCAAUACUCCUACUCGCAGGCACUCGUCCGACCACUAAACUCCACUGAUGACGUGGAGUGGAUGGUAGGCUCCAUCCAGGUAGGGUCAGGCUGCUCGUGUCAGAUGAGUACCAAUCAUAAAAAGAAGAAAAGGAAGAGAAAGAGGAGAUGAGUGGAGGCAAGCGGGGGCCACAGCACGCUCCUGGCCCUCACGCAUCUGCUGCAGCAGACGACGCCCGGCUCCUCCCAGUGUGCCCUCGCCGCCGCUCUUCUGGACGACUAUUGUUUCCACACCGAGGCCUAAGGUGUUGGUGUGCCAAGAAACAGUCCCGAGAGAACUUCGUGUUAUUUACGGUAGUGACACAACCCAACCAGGACUAUGGCAUUCACACUUGGUACCACGCGUGCGCACACAUCCCAUGCUCACACACACACACACACACACACACACACACACACACACACACACACACACACACACACACACACACACACACACACACACACACACACACACACACACACACACACACACACACACACACACACACACACACCGCGUAGUGUAGUGGUUAGCACGCUCGGCUGACAACCAAGAAGGCCUGGGUUCGAAUCCCGGGCGCGGGGAGGCAAAUGGGAGAGCCUCAAUGUGUAGCCCAUGUUCACCUAGCAGCAAGUAGGUACGGGAUGUGACCCGAGGACUUGUGACCUCGCUGUCCGGAUGUGUGGUGUCAGUGGUCUCAGUCCUACCCAAAGAUCGGUCCAUAGGGUAACGGCUGGCUGGGUGACCAACAGACGACCCUAGGUGAAUCACACACACACACACACACACACACACACACACACACACACACACACACACACACACACACACUUCGCGGCCCAGUUCCUGCAGCAGUUCUGUGCCUGCCACCGAGUAUUGUAAGUGCGGCGCCUCGGGUGCGGGUGGCGCCGGCCCGCUGCUAAUGGGUGGAGGGGCGGCCGCGAUGAGGCUGGACGGCAAGGAGGUCUGAUAAAGACCCUUCUUGCUGGGCGGCCGCUCCACCCCCACCCCACCAUUACCUCAGCACGCAUCUCGUGCAGCUUCCAGCAAGCAAGACGAAUCAGACCGAUGUAGCGCGGAAUCUGCACACGACCCGGGACUUCGCGAGGCGCUCUUCACAGCCCCAUGCAAACAACUCUUUUUCAGUAUGCAAUAUGCUGAAGUUUUUUCAGAGAAUGUGUGCAAAGACCUUUCCUUUAAGAUUCAUGACGCGUUGACGAUCACUGUUCGAUGCUGAUAUGAAAAUUGUUACAAGACGAAUAUGAUGGUACCACUGGACUUGUCUUGGUGUCAGAGGUAAAUCUGCACACCAAAUAUGUAAUCUCUCUCUCUCUCUCUCUCUCUCUCUCUCUCUCUCUCUCUCUCUCUCUCUCUCUCUCUCUCUCUCUCUCUCUCUCUCUCUCUCUCUCUCUCUCUCUCUCUCUCUCUCUCUCUCUCUCUCUCUCUCUCUCUCUCUCUCUCUCUCUCUCUCUCCUUUUCUUUGAGUUCAUUUGCAACGAAUCCCUCAGCCUCUCUUGACUUGUGUAGAACUGACCUAUAUUUACAAAUAAACUGCCUAACAUUCCAUUCGACCAUAGAACUGGCAUAGAAAACUCCCUCACUGAAGGUUAAUUCAACAUUAACGCCACAGCGGUGCACGGUGAGGCGUUGUGUUCAUUGAUGUAUCACGGAGCACUCGCUAGCAGAAGGCCAAUGCGAUAUGUGACUUAGCAACGGUUGGCAGUUAGUGAGAGCUGUCUCCACGACCAAAGUGAAUUGAUAAAUAAUCAUAAAUAUCUUUGAAGUGAAUUUUAACUUAUGUACAAAUACUCAUAAUAUUGCAGCCCUAUAAAAAUGCAGCAGUCCUUUAAUACCCUGAACAAUAUUAUUCUGGAUUUACAAAACUAAUAAAGUUCGUCCACAUUCACACCUGAUCACGGCCAGCCUUUUUUUUUUUUUUUUUUUUUUAUAUGAUUAUACGAUGAUAUUUUACACACUGACAUAACAUCGUACAACAUCCUACUUUCAGUGCGACUAUGUUGCGCUAAACAGAACACAACUGUCUUUGGUCUUCAUCUUUAAGAUCUGGACUACAAAGAUCAGACGGAGGUUUACGAUUUAGAUCAGUAUUCCCAAACAUUUUGGCCUCUCAUCUCAACUACUUUUAAAAGAAUCUGAUGGGAGUUACUGGGGUUUUCAAUUGAGUUUCCAUAAUUGUAGUGACAGUCUAUCUAUGAUUCUGCAAAAUGAGGAAAAACACUCAUGAAAACACAAUCGAUCACAUCUGUGGCUCUUCGAAAAUAGUCCUAAUGAGAGAACAACGUGCUUAAGAAUACGAGUCCAUGUCCUUUCCUAAAUUAAGGAAAACGCAUCACCAUCAUAUAUCUCUGGCAGUUUUCUUUCUUAUUUUCCUAUCUAACUUUUUUUUUUUCGUGAAUGAAUCAUCUCGUCAUGAAUUCGAAACACAGUUAUUUACAAAAAACGUUCACUAGGAAGCUUCAGCAUAUUGCAUUACGUAGUGUGAACUGAUAUGAAGCUGGGAGGGACAGCCAGCCAGCGAGCGCCAGUGCCCUCCGCCUUGCCCCUUGGCGGGUGCAGUUCCCCGCCACAGCGGAUGGUGUAACCUACUCUUCUCACUUUGUAGAAUCUCAGAAUAAUAAGAUCUUAUAUUCAUUCUAGGUAGCAUGCUUUUCGCUAGUUAUGUAGUUUUACUAAUUGCUGUAUAAACUUGGUUUGUACAUAUGUUUCGAGUUCGACAUGACAAUCUUGUCUUUUGUAUCACGUAAGAUAGAACUAUAUAUAUUUUUUUUUUAUUUUAAUUACGAAUCGUUUAUAAAGGUAUUAACCUGGGCGUGGAGAUUCCCUCCCCUCCCCCUCCCUCCCUGUGUCCCAAUCACCGUCACCUUCUUCCCUGAGGAGAAAGAGGAGAAGAUACAAUAGUGACAUAGUCAUGAGGAGUCUGGAGGAAAAAUUAGGUGGUUUUAUAUCCUCCUCCUCCUCCUCCCCCUCCCCCUCCUCCUCCUCCUCCUCCUCCUCCUCCUCCUCCUCCUCCUCCUCCUCCUCCUCCUCCUCCUUAUCUCUCCCCUACAUCCUCCCCUUCUUAUCCAUCCUCUUCCUUCUCCUUUCAUCCAAGAUAUCUUUCAUAGUAACUAGAGAUUGCGAUGCCAAAGGUCUUAUUAUUCAUUUUUCACCAUGUGUGUGUGUUAGUAAGUAUAUACUCCUGCAUCCCUCCGUCCCCUUUCCCUCCACCCCCACCCCACCCCUCCACGGACCCCCCCUCGCUCGCCUUCCGGUCCGUGACUCUUGACUUUGACCCGGGACGUGGUUGUGUCCGUGCCAAGGUUUCUUCCCCUGAGUCAUGUCGCCCUCGGUUAGGUCAAUGAACAUAUCAAUAGGCAUCUCGUCCCUGCCACGCUACCGUCUGGCUUGAGAGGGCAAAGUGUGACCCGAUGUAUUGUAUUGUAUUGCGUGUGUGUGUGUGUGUGUGUGUGUGUAUGUGUGGGGGGGUGAGAGAGAGAGAGAGAGAGAGAGAGAGAGAGAGAGAGAGAC